AGACAGGCGCUAUCUCGUUCGAGUCGGAGACGCUUUAUCGACCGCCUCUCGUUCAAACGUUGACAGAACGUCCCACAUCUUGGAGACGAUAGUCAAAGACCGGCCGGGUGGACCUGGCAGUCGCAUUGCUGACUGGCCACGCUGAAGCACAAUGCGUGAAUCGAAGACCAUGCGCUGGUAUGCGAUUCUUGUCGGGGCUUGUUUUGCCUUCCACGCCACUGCCGCAGCCAGCUCCGACAUCGAAGAAGGGCUGAACAGCUGCUGCGAGGAAGGCAGCCAGUGGGGCACGUCCCGUUCGGGCUGCGAUGGCCUCCCGCUGCCCCAGCUGCCGGCAACGCAGUCGUGCCGCAUCGCCCAGGAGAUCUGCUGCCGAUCGGCGCUGCGCCAGAGCCUGUGCGACGCUGGCAAGGCGGCCGCGCGUGGAGGCCGGCCUUGCCACGACGAGCAGAGCGAGUGCGUCGGCGACACUUACCGGGACUGCUGCGACGGCUGUCGCCUGGGCCUCGCCGCCGUAAAGGAAGGUGCUCCGUGCCGACCGCAGACUUUCUCGCUCGGCCUGCCCUGGGACGACGCCUUCUAUCAGUGCUGCUCGGGAAGAGACGACUUGCCCGACGACACGAGCUCCACGGGCCGCGACAACGACGUGUCUGCAGGUCCUGGCGACAGAGGGAACUACGUACCGACAUGCCCGAGUGGCCACGAACUCCACAACGACGGGCGAAGUUGUGUCCCCGUCACGACAAACAAUGGUGGCGCUCAUGAGCAGCCGUGCGACCGGAAUAAUCCGUGCAAACAAAUUUGCCACGUCGUGAACACCUUACCAGUUUGCAAAUGUAAUGAAGGUUUCCGCUUGGAGGAUGACCUCGUCAGCUGCACAGACAUUGACGAAUGCUCUGACGGAAUGGCCGACUGUGACGAAAGCCGGGAACGGUGCAUGAACAUACCGGGAAGCUUCAAGUGCAUACCCAAGGGAGAUACUGUUGCUCUGCCGAACGUCGGCGGAGACGUGCCUCAGUGCGACGCUGGAUUCAAGUACAACACUGCCAUAAAGGACUGCAUAGACGUGGACGAAUGCUCGGAGGGACUCGACGACUGCGAAGGGGACACACAGAGCUGCCUCAAUACUCAUGGCGGAUACCAAUGUCUUUCUAAAGAGAGCAAGGAGUGCCCCGGUGGAUACGUGUGGAAGGACGACGCAUGCGUCGACGUAGACGAAUGCGCCGAAGGAUUGAGCGCGUGCGAGGCCCAACACGAGGAAGAGUGCAAGAACACAGUCGGCGGCUACGUGUGCGACCCGAUCUGUGCCCAAGGCCUUCGCUACAACACCCUCUACGGCAAGUGCCUCGACAUCGACGAGUGCUUGCAAGGCAGCCACACGUGUGGCUCGGCGGCGCUCUGCGUGAACAUGGAGGGCGGCUUCCAGUGCAAGCCGCGUGGCGCCAGCCACGCCGAUGGUCGGCGGGUCGUCCAGUGCCCGCGAGGAUUUCGCUACAGCCGGCACACGCGUCAGUGUCAAGACGUGGACGAGUGCCGGGAAAACACGCACAAUUGCAGAUUCUCCACGCAGAGUUGCGUCAACACCAAUGGCGGCUUCAUCUGCCGAGACAGGAAUCCCUGUCCUGCAGGAUACCGCAUGAACAGGAAUACCCGCUCUUGCAUUGACAUCGACGAGUGCGCCGAAGGCCGAUACGUGUGUCCCGAAAGGGAGACCCAAUGCGUGAAUACGCCGGGCAGCUACCGCUGCGUCAAGAAGUCCCGCUAUCACUCCUGCCAAGAAGGCUUCCGCUACAAUCCUCAGGUCAAAGGAUGCCAAGACGUCAACGAGUGCACCGAAGGGCUGAGUAACUGCGCCGAAGGUGAGGCCUGCGUCAAUGGUGUCGGCUCCUUCAGCUGCGUGCCGGUCUCAAACAGCGGCUGCUCAACCGGGUACCGGAGAAAUGCCGACACUGGACGUUGCGAAGACAUCAACGAGUGCGAGGAGUACGCGCAUAGCUGCACGGGCCAUCUGCAGUGCGUCAACACAAGGGGCAGCUACUUGUGCGAGAGGCGUCCCGAUGCGUCGCCAGCCGGCCCGAGCUCCACCGCGAUCAAGGGAAGGCCUGAUGACGACCCCACGUGCGGUGCCGGUUACCGCAACGAUCAGCUCACACGAGCCUGCAGAGACAUCGACGAGUGCCAGGAGGACAAGCCCUGCGGCAGCAACGAGGUGUGCCGCAACACUUACGGUGGCUUCGAAUGUACCUGUAACCACGGGUACAAGCGCGACCCGGCCUCAGGAACCUGCAAAGAUGUGAACGAGUGCCAGUACGGCGGCCACAACUGUCAGAUCGGCUUCCGGUGCGACAACACACCGGGAUCAUUCACCUGCGUCCGCAUUUCAGGCUGCGGCACCGGCUAUACAGUCAACGCUGCCACAGGACAGUGCGAAGACGAUGACGAGUGUGCACAGGGGAUCCACAACUGCGGUCAGAACUUCGAGUGCCAGAACACGGAGGGUUCGUUUCGCUGCGUGAGGAGCACGUGCCCUGCCGGAAGCCGCCGAUUGGACGACGGCAGCUGCCAGGCCACCGACUGUCCGCCGGGACACACGAGCGACAGCUUCGGAAACUGCGCAGACGUCAACGAAUGCGCGCACAACCGCAGCCUGUGUGGCCGCUACCAUCGGUGCAUCAACACGGUGGGCUCCUACCUAUGCGAAAGCCUGCUCAGCUGCACACCAGGAUACGAGCCAAAUCUGCAAGGAAACCAGUGCCUCGACAUCGACGAGUGUGCCACCAACACUCAUGAUUGCCGGAUGAACCAGACGUGCAGCAACAUGCCCGGCAGCUACGUGUGUGAGUGCCCCAUCGGGUUCCGAAUGAACUCCUUCCGGGAUUGUGAAGACAUUGACGAGUGCACGCGAUUUGCGGGCCGAGUCUGCUCCGUCAACUCCGAGUGCAUCAACACGCCGGGUUCCUACACGUGCCACUGCAAACCAGGAUUCAAGAGGGGCUACGAUGAACGCACUUGCAUUGAUGUCAACGAAUGCGAAGAGGAAACGCACGCGUGCCACCAUUCAUGUAUCAACACGUGGGGCUCGUACCAGUGCAUCUGCAAGAAAGGAUUCCGCCUCGCCGAGGACCAGAAGACGUGCGUGGACGUGGACGAGUGCGAAAUGUGGAAAGGUCGGGGCAGCCUCUGUAUCGGCACAUGCAUCAAUGAGCCAGGAUCCUACUCGUGCACGUGUCCUGAAGGCUAUGUGCUCAACAAUGACAAGAGGACUUGCCAAGACAUCGACGAAUGCGAGCGUGGCGAUAUCUGUCGGGGUGAGAACGAGGUGUGCCUGAACACCCGCGGCGGCUACCGAUGCAACAAGCUGGACUGUCCACCCGGAUACUUGAGGGACGCCGACCAUAAAACGCGAUGCAAGCGGGAGAAGCGUGACUGCGCCCCGGAUGACCAGGAGUGCCGGAAGGAGCCUUUGUCGCUGUCCUUUAACUACUUCACCUUGCCGCACAACAUGAAGAUACCGCCUUCGGGUCACCAGGACUUUUUCACUAUGCGUGGACCACGCUUCAGUUUCUCCACCGUCCAGUUUGAGCUCGAGCUGGUUGAGGCACGCGCUUCCUCCAGGGCCCACGGCGUCGAGGUGGCAACCAGGGAGCACUUCUUUUUGCGGAAUACCGGCUUCAACGAGGCCAUGGUGUCCAUCGUGCGGCCGUUGCAGGGACCACAGGACAUUCAGCUGGAACUGCGAACCAGCAUCUACCACAACGGCCUGUACAGUGGCAGUGCGCUCGCAAGAAUCUUCAUCUACGUGACUGAGCACGAAUUCUAGGGCUGAACUCUUUUCUCUAAAUGACGUCUGGCGAAAUGCGUCGUUCUGCACCAUGCUUUUUUGUCACGCCACUAUCCGACUAUUACGCAUUGCGCGCAGAUAUAUUGAUGUACUUAGAUUAAGCCAUCGUCAACUACUAAAGCAGCCGCAUUUGUUCAUUCCCGUUCAUCUUCAGCAAUUAAGCAGAGUAUUUGUUCACAAAAUACUGAACAGUGCCAACUAAUGACAACGAAAGGAAAUUUCACCGACGAUUACGAUACUCCCUAAUGCGAAAUUUGAGCGCAGCUCUAUAUGUGUUUUCAUUUUGCGAUAUAUUGGCUGGUGCGGACAAUCUGUCUCGUGCGGCACGUUGCAAAUAGAGUGAAGUGCGGCGCGACUGCCUCGCUAUCGCGAGAGGCAGCGCGUGGGUGACACGUGGGCGCGAUUCACAGCAGCCGCCACCGACAGACAUCGCAGACGGCCCGCGCUACUCAAGCGCCCUCUCGUAGUCAUUCUCCCCGCACUAGGCUUUUCUUCUGACGCUUUCGUUAUACCCUCCUCCGGUUUCCGCCUCAUGGUGUCGCUGCACCAUCCUCUCCGCUUUCCUCAUCGCGUCUUUCACCUGCCGCUGCUCUCUGCGUUCGCCUUCGUCUUUCGCUGCGCUCGUCCGCUCGGUUACGCUGAGCUACGGCGCCGAGAGACGCCGAUGUUCGCCGGAGGAAGGGGCGCCUAGGAGCUCCGCUCUAAAACUGCACCGACUAGCGUAUUCAGCAAAACAAGUCUCGCAACUUAUUUGUAAAUGACUUAGUUGCGAAUCAACACAUGCUGAGCAUUCUUUCACUGAACACUGUGGCUUACAUAGUUCACUGUUCAGUGAAGCUGUACCAACUGUUCCAUUUAGCGAUUUUACCGAAUGCAGUCUCCUUUGUUGUUGUGGCUCUGAACCCCACCCGCUCUGCUGUCCGCUAAGGAAUAUUCCGCAUAGGCCGCGCCAGCUGAGCGUUCUUCGCGAAACUGCCCAUAAACAGCCGGACUGUGUUCACUUGUCAUAGCUAGGGACAAGUAAACUAUACUAUUAGUUUUACUCUACCUCUACGUUUGUGCAUUGUUUGAACAUAUUUCUUAUAUUUCUUUGUAUUUUGCAACCCUUGCUUGGUCUAUGGAUUGCAGUAUGUUUUAAAUAAAUAAAUGAAUAAAAUGAA
Dermacentor andersoni is the source of this 4998-nucleotide messenger RNA. RefSeq lists its product as uncharacterized. NCBI's taxonomy places the organism in Eukaryota, Metazoa, Arthropoda, Arachnida, Ixodida, Ixodidae. Gene Ontology annotation, molecular function: calcium ion binding. The record is from RefSeq and is a predicted model, not a curated record. Gene Ontology annotation, cellular component: extracellular region.